This is a messenger RNA of Ceratosolen solmsi marchali, 2189 nucleotides long. It is a transcript of the gene adp, whose product is annotated as WD and tetratricopeptide repeats 1. The coding region runs from base 85 to 2085 and encodes 666 amino acids. NCBI's taxonomy places the organism in Eukaryota, Metazoa, Arthropoda, Insecta, Hymenoptera, Agaonidae. The record is from RefSeq and is a predicted model, not a curated record. Gene Ontology annotation, cellular component: Cul4-RING E3 ubiquitin ligase complex; cytoplasm. Gene Ontology annotation, molecular function: protein binding. Gene Ontology annotation, biological process: negative regulation of fatty acid biosynthetic process. The transcript is spliced from 13 exons.
UUGAAUGUAAUACACAAAAAAAAAAAGAAGAAAUUCAAGAUAUUAAAUGCAAUUAAUAAACAGUGAUAUAUCUAUAACUUGAUAAUGGAAAUUGUUACAAAGAAAAGGUACGAUUACAGAGCUAUAGAUCUGCUCUAUCAAAGACAAAUACAAGAAUCAAUUUCAAGACACAUUGAUCGUAAGCUCAAAGUCACACCAAAUUUUAUAAGCCGUUUAGGAUUAGAAGCAAAACUUGAUGGUCAUGAUGGAUGUGUUAAUUGUUUAGAAUGGAAUGAAAGUGGAACAAUAUUAGCUUCAGCUUCUGAUGAUAUGCAUGUUAUAUUAUGGGAUCCUUUUCGUUAUGAAAAGAAACUAACUCUUCAUACUAAGCAUGGAGGAAAUAUUUUUACUGUUAAGUUUAUGCCAAAGUCAAAUGACUCAAUCCUGGUUACGGGCGCAGGCGAUUUUAAGAUACGUGUUCACGACAUUGCAAUCUCUGAUACGCUGCUUGUGUGUAACUGUCAUUUCGGUCGGGUAAAGCGCGUAGCGACGGUACCGAAUUUGCCAUUUCUUUUUUGGAGCGCAGCUGAAGAUGGACUUAUAAUUCAGCAUGACUUGCGUCAGCCACACUCAUGCAAGAGCGGUGACCAAAGGAGAUUGCUGGUCAACCUCUCAAAUCACAUGAAUGGCAUCGUUGAAGCCAAGUGCAUUAGUAUUAACCCUAGAAGGCCCGAACUCGUUGCCGUUGGGGCUAAUGAUGCUUAUGUCAGAAUGUAUGAUCGCCGGAUGAUCAAGCCAUCACAUAUACCAAUUUCAGCAGCCUCAAAUAAUCUUUCCUUGGCUCUUGGAAAAGGAGAUCCUGAUAAUAAUAUUCCUCUAGGUUGUGCACAAUACUUUGUUGCAGGUCAUUUAAAAUGUCGGGAUAACCGCAAAAGAUUUUCCACGACUUAUUUGACUUUUAAUGAUGAUGGAACUGAAUUAUUAGUCAAUAUGGGGGAAGAACAAAUUUAUUUGUUUGAUAUCAACAAUCAUGGAAAUUCGAAAAAUUUUGUUGUUCCUGUUGAAUUUAUAACGAACAGUGGAGAUCAAGACUGCAAAGAUUCUUAUGUAAUUGAUAGCAAUAAUUCUUCAAUUGUACUAGAAGAUUUAUCAGCUUUAAAUAUUACUCAAUUAACUCCUGAAGUUGAAGAAUUACGACAACAAGCAAAUCAAGCUUUUGAUGAAUAUCGAUAUGCUCAUGCCAUUACUUUAUACAACAAAGCAAUCAGUUUAUGCCCAAAUGCUGCUGUACUUUAUGGUAAUAGAGCUGGUACUUACAUGAAAAGAUUAUGGGAUGGAGAUUGUUAUGCUGCCUUAAGAGACUGUCGAAUAACUUUAGCUCUAGAUCCAGAACAUGUCAAAGCUCACUAUAGAUUAGCAAAAUGUUUAUUUGAUUUAAAAAAGGUGAAUGAAGCCUAUAUUGUCAUGAAAAAUUUUCGAGAAAAAUUUCCAGAAUAUAUUAAUAAUUCUGCCUGUAACAAAUUAAAAAGCUCCAUAAAAGAAGAAAUUAGAAUCAAUAAACAGUUAGCAACAACCAAAAAAGCUUAUGAAACAAAUAUUUCUGAGCAUGAGAAAGAAUGGCGUCAAAAAGCAAUUGAUUAUAAAAUUAGAUUGUGUGGCCACUGCAAUAAUAAUACAGACAUAAAAGAAGCCAACUUCUUUGGAGAUAAUGGGCAAUAUAUCAUCGCUGGAUCAGAUGAAGGGUCCUUUUUUAUCUGGGAUAGAUCUACAACUAAUAUAGCUCGAAUCUUAAAAGGAGAUCCACGAAUAGUUAACUGCUUACAGCCACAUCCAUCUAUAUGUUUGUUAGCAACUAGUGGUAUUGAUCCAUUUAUAAAACUAUGGAGUCCAAUGCCUGAGGAUGGAAGAGUGAAUGCCUGGGAAAUUAAAAAUCAGCAUGAAGCAGCAACAGCUAAUUAUAUACGAAUGAAUACUGAUGAACGCUUUGAUCUAGAUUUAAUGCUUUUUAAUAUGGGAUACAGAUUACGUGGACAGAAUUCCAGGAGUACUCAUGAAGAUAAUCAAGAUUCUUCAAAUACUCAGCCACUAAACUGUAGGCCAAGUUAAGUUUUCCUAAGAUAAACUUAUAUACACAUGUACAUAAUGCAUACACACGCGCGCGCAUGCACAUACACAUGUAUAUGUGUACAUCAAAAAGUUUACCCUAAAGG